GCUAUCGCGCGCAGCACGCUUAGGGAGGGCAUGGCGGCAGCGGCGGCUGCUGGGUGCGGGACGCCCAGAGAGGAGGACGCUCCGGGAGGGGAGGUAGCAGCCUCGCAGGCCCAAGCCCCGACGAGUGCACCCGGAGGGGCUCGCCUCUCGAGGCUGCCUCUGGCGAGAGUAAAGGCCUUGGUGAAGGCAGACCCUGACGUAACGCUGGCGGGACAGGAAGCCAUCUUUAUCCUGGCGCGUGCCGCGGAACUGUUCGUGGAGACUAUUGCAAAAGAUGCCUACUGCUGUGCUCAACAAGGAAAGAGGAAAACUCUCCAGAGGAGAGAUUUGGAUAAUGCAAUAGAAGCUGUGGAUGAAUUUGCUUUCCUAGAAGGCACUUUGGAUUGAUUGUGGAGCUGGAUGAUUUUGUGAGCUUUGCUGCUUCCGUCAUCUUUCCCCUCUGUAAGCCUCAGCUUUGGAGAGAGUCUGCACAUGUGUACAAUCUUCUUAAUCUUUUACCCAAAAUAGAAGAAGCAGAGAUCUCUUGGAUAACAUUCUCCACAAAGUCUUCCAUUACUUGAGUCUGUCUUCCAAUUCAAGCCUGGAUGUAGCUGAUGCUGUUUGGGGCAGAGAUGAAAGGACUGUUCUGCAUAGGUGGUUUAAUGAGCACAGAAGACUAGAAUAAAGGUCUUUGGUUAGCUUCAUUCCUGUGUUUUAUAUUGCCUUUGCUCUUGCCCUGUGACCUGGAACCCAUGUGAUCAGGCACAGACCUUCCUCAUCUUUCUACCAACCAUCCCAAGUCAGUCUUUUUAUUUGUCUCUCUCAGCAUGGCAUUGGAAUGUGGAUCGAUAAUAUAUGGGAAACCUUUUCUCCUUAGGAGUCCAAUCGAUGUGGUCCCAACAGUUUUAUUGAAGUAUAAUUCAUGUGUCAUAUUCAAUUCAAACUGUAAAGUUCAGUGGCUUUUUAAAAAACUACUCAUAGGUAUAUGUAGUGAGAUUUUGAACAUUUUCCUGUGAAUGGAUUCACAUGAGUCUUGUGUAUGACAAAAUUUAGAUAAUGUUAUUUAAAUUUUAUCUAUGCUAUGAUAUGUAUUUGUACCCUUUCCUUUAAGUUGUGAAAUAUAUAUAAUAUAAAGCUUCCCAUUUUAACUGCUUUUCAGUGUGUUGCUCAGUGAGAUUGAAUAUAUUCAGAGUGUUGCACAACCAUCCCCAUCAUUGGCCUCCAGAACUUUGUAACAGUGUUCUCAGCCUGGAACACCAUGCACAUGGAACAUAACUUCCUUUCCUUUUCUCAUCUCAUGCCAGGCUAAUUGAUUUCUUUGUUUUUGUGAGGUGUGGGCAGUGUACUUGGAGUACUUAGAAUGUAGUGCUUCAGGAAAGCAGCAGAAAGCCCUGGCUAGAGCUUCCGACAGUAUUCUGCAGCAUAGAUCUCUUAGGAUACAGAAUCUGCAUGAUCUUUCCUCUAGAAUAAUAGAUUCAGUCCUGUAAUAUGUUAAAAAUAAACUUGCAGAAAAAUACUAGAUUUGUAGAAAAGUGGUUUUAGGUCUUGCUUACCAAGUCCUCCCAAGACGGACAUUUCAGGGUUACCAGGAACUGACAUUUAUGGCUUAUUCAUUGGGUUCCAGUUUUUAUUUGAGUUCACUUUUUUUCCAUUAAUAUCCUUUGGUUUGAGAUCUAAUCCAGAGCAUUAAAUUGUUUUUGCUUCUAGAGUCUCCUCAGUCUUUCUUGAAGUGUCUUAGUUUUGUUUUUAAUUUGUGUGUGUUUACAUAUGGGGAGACCUACUUUCAAAUCAUUGGGCAGCAAGUGACUUUAUCUGCUGAUCCAUCUUGCCUGUUCCCUUGUUGGUUUGUCAGUCUGUCUCUUUAUUUAAUUGUGAGUCUGUGCCUGUGCCUAUGGGUAUGCCACAUUGUGGGAGCAGGUUCCUUUUCUUGUUGAGCCAUCUUGCUGACCUAUAGCUGGAGUUUUGUCUGCAUUGCUUUGUGUUCCUGGAUGGUCGCAUGCAUGCACAUACCCAGGAGCUAAUUCGGAUCCCUAAAUAGAAAACACAUGUGCACCAGUUAUUCUUAAAAUGCCUUGGCUAACUCAGUGACUAGGCACUCUUAAAUCUUCCCCUAUUACCCUAGGCCCAGUCGGGGAAGUGGCCAGUAGCCACUUAACCUGAAAUCUUAUAUGACUGGUUGGCUUUAUCUCCUCCACUACUACAUUCUCUUCUCCAGUCUUCUGAUUCUCUGUGUCCUACCUGCGCAACUCUAGUGUCCCACCCAGUGCUCAGUCAUUGGCUAUUGGCAUCUAUAUUGAUAGAUCAAAAUCCAACUGGGGGCAAGGACCUUCAGUGUCAGUAAACAGAUUCUUGAUGAAAGCAUCAGAACCACCCUCUACAUCUCAUCUUUUCUGUCCAAUUUAAAAACAACCAAAUUCUUAGACAUAAAUUGAGCAGAACCAUAACAAUCAUGUAAAUUGCAGAGUAUGAUAUACAGUUAGCAUCUAGUCGAUCAUAUUUGUCAAUUCAAUAAAGUACUGUGCCAUCAUUCCUAACUUAAAGAGUAUAAUUCUGUCCCUGAAUUAUGUUUAGAUUUUAGCCUGUAACACCAUCUGAAAACCAUGUUUUUACUUCUGUAUCAUCUUUAAUGUUUAACAACUUUUAUUUUAGGUUUGCUUAUGGGACUAUAAUUAGUCUUCAAUCUUGUCAGAAAUCUGGGAAUGAGUUAAAUAUUACCUGAGUAUAUAGGAAGCAUCAAACAUAGCUUCUAAAACUUAAAUUGUAGAGACUGAUGACUGCCUGAAUAGCCCCCUAAUUUCUUUCAACAUAAGAGCAUCUGUGUUCAAUCUUCUGGCCCAGGAUCAUCUAACAGACCUUUGUAAAGGAGAAUAUAUGAAGGACUAGCUUACCCUGUCUUGGUAGAGCUUAGUAGUCAACUAUCCCACAUAGUGUGUCCUUUUCUCCAGACAGUAUUUUGUCUGCAGAUGAAAUAGGCAAUUUCUGACCUGUAGCUAUCUUGCCACAAUAAGCACCCUUGUCUGGAGGUGAAGAUGCUCAAUUCUUUGAAGGAGAAUGAGGAAUCUGUCAGCAGCAGACAUGUCACAUUGUCAAAUGAACCUUAAUAAUGAAAUAACAUUAAAUGUCAUAUUCUGGAUUUCUGAUGUUUUUGAAGAUUGUCUAUAUAUCUGAAUAAAGUGUACUGAACUGUUAAACCAUGA
Grammomys surdaster is the source of this 3176-nucleotide messenger RNA. RefSeq names its product DNA polymerase epsilon 4, accessory subunit (gene Pole4). The record is from RefSeq and is a predicted model, not a curated record. Gene Ontology annotation, cellular component: epsilon DNA polymerase complex; nucleus. Gene Ontology annotation, molecular function: protein heterodimerization activity. The coding region runs from base 31 to 387 and encodes 118 amino acids. The transcript is spliced from 4 exons. Lineage: Eukaryota; Metazoa; Chordata; Mammalia; Rodentia; Muridae.